GUACCCGUUCUGAAUGGGUUAAAGACACCCUCCCCCAGGCCUUCCCCACCGUCUGGGCUCUCAUUGGUCGGACAGGUAAAGGUGAGCAGGAAGAGGGGAGCGUGCGGCACAGCUGAUUGGAUAGUGCACACCUGGGGGCGGGGCUUAGGGGUAAGCAGCGUCUCCUUUGAUCUCAGCAGGUAGAGCGAAUCUGAGUGACCCCGGUGACCGAGCCAGGCCCCGCCCACCAUUGUGUGUGGGGGCUGGGAGCCAGGACGCCUGGGUUCCCUCCCCGGCUCUGGGAGGGGAGUGGGGGCUAGUGGUUAGAAGGAGGGAGCCAGGACUCCUGGGUUCCCUCCCGGGCUCUGGGAGGGGAGCGGGUUCUAGCGGUUAGAAGUGGGGGAGGAGGGCUGGGAGCCAGGACGCCUGGGUUCUCUCCCCAGCCGGGCGUGACCAUCCCAGCCGCGCCCUGUGGCGGGCAGGGAAGGGUUAACCCGGGCAGGGAGCGAUACCUGCUGGGUCCCGCCCCGCCCCCCCCAGCAGUCGGGCUGGUUCUCAGCGCACCUGGCCGCCGCCUCCCUGCCCAGCGCCAGCCCGGAUCCCUGCCCCCCCCCCCGCGCCCCGGAUCCCUGCUGGGUCUGUGCCCCGCGCCCCGGAUCCCUGCUGGGUCUGUGCCCCCCCGCGCCCGGACCCUCGGGACCUGCCCCCCGCCAUGGCCGCGGGGGGGCUGGGCCGGUGCCGCCUGGCGCUGGGCCUGGCGCUGCUGCUGGACGGGGCGGGCAUGGGGGCGCUGCUGACGGGCAUCUUCGCCCGGCUGCGGGUGCGGGGCCAGGACUUCGGGGACCUGCUGAUCUACUCGGGCGCGGUGCUGGUCUUCCUGAGCCUGCUGGGCUGGGUGCUCUGGUACACGGGCAACCUGGAGCUGGCGCCCGACGAGCUGGGGCGCGACUACGGGGCCAAGGGGGGCACCCUGGCCCGCCUCGCCCGCAAGAUCUCCCGCCGCUGGUCCCGGCGCCAGCCCGGCCCGCUGGCCCUGGGCCCCGUCCGGGGCAGCCAGGGGCCCCCGCCCCGGGCGACGGUCUAGAGAUGCCUUUUGGGACAGAGCCCUGGCGGGGGCGAGUCGGAUGGGGGAAUCUGUCUGGGACCAGCCCCCCCCACCUCGCUGAUUCAGAGAGCACCCAUGGGGCUGCGGGACAGACGGACUGAACCAGCCCCGGGACAGAGACGCGGCCCCUCUGGGGUGGAGCGCGGGGGCUGGGUAUCCGGGGACCCCUCGCCCGGCGCUGGGACGGCAGAGCUUGGAGGCUGGGUGCUGGCUCCCCUGACCCAGAGAAGGGGCAUCUGUCUGUCUGUCUGUCGCAGGGAAGUGCCAUUUGUAUUUAAAACACUUCGUGUCUCAGA
Messenger RNA from Mauremys reevesii (Reeves's turtle), 1380 nucleotides. It is a transcript of the gene TMEM238, whose product is annotated as transmembrane protein 238. Bases 692 to 1063 code for a protein of 123 amino acids. The record is from RefSeq and is a predicted model, not a curated record. The transcript has 2 exons. NCBI's taxonomy places the organism in Eukaryota, Metazoa, Chordata, Testudines, Geoemydidae.